Messenger RNA from Angiostrongylus costaricensis, 552 nucleotides. Lineage: Eukaryota; Metazoa; Nematoda; Chromadorea; Rhabditida; Metastrongylidae. The record is from the annotation of a GenBank genome assembly.
AUGGAUCCGUGGGUGUUUUUUGAAAUUGGUUUCGCAAAAGGAGCACCAAUGGAACGGUAUAUUCCUUUUUUAUUAUCCGCUAGGAUAGAAGCACAACUGAAUCGGAAGACCAGUCCGAUACUUGUUGAAAACUUUCUCGCGCUAUGCAAAGGUGAAGGACCACGCUUUGAACUUGGUAUCAUACCGUCCUUCGAAGGUGCUCCGUUUUACACCGUAGACAAGAAACGAGGAAUUAUCACUACUGGUGAUUACACUCAUAGGAAUGGAUGUGGAGGUUUUGCUGCGAACAAGAACAAAAUUGUACAGGACGUCGAGGUUAAAUGCGGACCAGCAAGCGCUGGUUCAAUCGUAAUGUUGCCAACGGAAACUGACCCAACCGUCUAUACUUCGAUAUUUUGUAUCUUGACUCAUGAUGUUCCUUAUAUCGAGGGAAAAGUUAUCGGAAAGGUAACUAAAGGACUCGACACGUUGCAAUUUAUUGUAUGGAAGUACGGUACCGUGAGUGGUGUACCCAAGGAAUAUGUUCGGAUUCAGAGAUGCGGUCAAAUAUAA